CUUAUGUCCUCCGUCAGUCUUGCUCUUCUUUCCCCUUUUCCAUUUCUUUAUCCUCUAUUCUUAUCAUUUCUCUUCAUCGCCUGUGGCUAUGGAGAUUAUGGCUCAGGACAACGCACGGUGCGUUAAGUAACUGGCUUUUACUAGAAAAUACUAUUUUUGGUCGUUUUGACGGUGGAGAUAAAGGGUUCCAUAGCUUACAAAAGGAUUCUGGAGAUUAUAUUCCAAAGUCCGGUAUACUCCUUUCCCCGUAAAUUGAUGGUCAAAUUGGAAGCUUGAUGUCAAUGGUCUUCCGUCUGUGAAGGUAUAUGAGUAUGGACAACAUAUUGAGAAACUAAUCUCUUAAUGGGUUGUCCUGGGAAACUAAUUCAUUCAGAAAUCCUCCCUUAAUGGGUUGUCCGGGUAAACUAAUUACUCGUGUAUCAGGUGUCCCAGUGAAAAUGAUGAACGUCAGAGGCCUUGCAGACCUGAAGAAGAAAAAACCCUCCAAGGGCCCGAGGGGGACGGACGCCGGUGUCCCAAAACCCGCCGGUGACUUCUUCAAAAAACCGGAGGGGCCGUCGGUUGGCCCAAGUGCUGAUGCUGCCGCUGCCGCCAAAAGGAAGGGCUCGGGCAGAGAUCCCGAGGGCAAGAAGCCCAAGACGGGGGAUGCCGGGAAGAAAGUCCCCCCGGUGAUCAUUGUUGAUGAAGGCCCUGCCUCCGGGGCGAAUGAGGACACGCAGGUGGCGAAGGUGCCGCCGGGAGUUCAGGGGCCAUCUUCCGAGGUCCUCAUGGUUUCCCUCCCGGCUGGUACGGCCGUGAUGAAUGGUACGGCCGACCCGAGGGCGCUUCUGAGAGGCAUCACCCUCGAGAUUGACAGAGUAGCCCUCGGGGCUGAUGAAGACGAAGCCCUCGAGGACAGGAUCCUCCGGUCUUCCCUCACAACCUGCAUUGCCCUCGGGGAGCAAGCCCGACGGCUAGAUGAGUGGCGCCUUCGCAAGGCCGAGCAGGAGGCCAAGAUGCGGGAGCUCAUCCGCCAGAAUGCAGACGCUGUUCGACAGAUGGCUAUGCUGGAGGAGAGCCUUCGGCAGAUGACCCUGCGGGCGGAGGCCGCAGAUCGGGGUAGGGCAGAAGCCGAGAGGUCCGCAGCUGAGGCCUUGGAGAGAGCUGUCAAGGAAGCCGAGGCCGCGAAGGUGGAAGCCGUCGAGAGAGCCCGAGGGGACGCAAUCUCGGGGUUCCUGGCAGGGGGGUGGCGGUCCGAGGAGCACAAGCAAUGGCUGUCCUCGGUCGUCGAGUCCUCGGUCGACGAGUGGUGUGACGGGCCUGGCGUGGAGUGGGUUUCCCGAAAGGGUAAACAAUACUAUGAUGGGGGCGAGUUUUUCACUCAAGCCCUCAUCUACCGGAGGAUGGCUCGCCACUUAAAGAUCGAGCCAAAAGACUUUGACCCAGCAGCAUACGGGCUCCCCCCUGCAGCCAGACAUCCGCGUUCCUCUUCCCCCCGAUGUCGAGAGGCCAGACCUGGAGGACUCUGAGCUCAUGAAGGAAGCCGAGGGCGACGAACCCGAGGCCGACGCAGAAGUCACCUCGAAGCCAUCGGGGGAGGCGGCCCCCGGGAAUGACAUGAUUUGAUAUGUAUUUUGUAUUAUGUAAACAUGUAUUUGUAAUGGUGACAUUAUCCUUCGGCUUCGGCCUGCUUGUAACAUUUAGUCGUAUUACAUUUGCCCUCUGUUUGUUGAUGAUUGAAUGAUUGCCUCCGGGCUGUGUUUAUAUGAUUUGUUUUCUCCAAUUCCUUUCUUCUUGAAUGCA
Molecule: messenger RNA, 1782 nt
Organism: Cuscuta europaea
Lineage: Eukaryota; Viridiplantae; Streptophyta; Magnoliopsida; Solanales; Convolvulaceae
Source: the annotation of a GenBank genome assembly